UAAAACUUUAAGCCAGUUGAAAAAUCACUUUGCUGUUUAGCAAGCUGAAACAUUGGUAGCUAUUUUAAUCCUGUAUAGCCAGGGGUGAGCUACAAUGUGCACUGGAAAGUGUUCAAAGUGCAUUGGGGUCGUGUUAUUCCCAUUAGCUGUAUGUGCCAUAAUCUCCAAUCUUCUCCUGUACUUCCCCAAUGGAAAUGUUAUAGAGACCGACAAGAUAACUGAUUUGGUCUGGUUUUUCCAUGGCAUUCUUGGAGCUGGGAUACUGGUUAUUUUGCCAGCAUUUAUGAUGCUGGGUGCAGGUGGAGCUGGAUGUUGCGCUAACAGAUGUGGGAUGCUGCUCUCUGUGCUGCUGGCUGUGCUGGGAAUUGCAGGAGGGGUAUACUGUGUGGUCAUCUCAUCCUUGGGACUGAUUAAUGGGCCUCUUUGUGACACCGGUGAUGGAGAAUAUAUCUACCCUUUCCGGAAUGACACACUGACAGACAAUUAUUUGUUUAAUCAGACAACAUGGAGCAUUUGCAAAGAACCUGAAAACAUUAUUAUGUGGAAUAUUGUCUUGUUUUCUCUUCUCUUGGGGAUUGGUACAAUUGAAGCUGUUCUUUGUUUUAUUCAAGUCAUCAAUGGACUUAUUGGAUUCAUAUGUGGCACAUGCAUGAGGAAAAGAAAGACACAUAUUGCUGGAAUGUAAAUCACCUACAAAGAAUGCUAGUGACAAGCAUAGACCUGCGGGGAUUCAUGUGUAAUCAUAAUGUGUUGUGCUGUAUUUGUGGGGACAGAGGGACCCCAAGAUGUUCAGGAGUUUCAGAACAACUCCAGAACAUUUUAUAAAGAUAUCUGGAUGGGAGGGGGUGGAUUAUAUAAAACUUUUGAGGUCACAGAUUCUUUUUUGUCUCCUCUAAGAUCCCAGGCUAAGUCUCUGGUACUGGCAACAUGAUGCUGUCUUUUCAAGAGCACCUGGCAUAUAUAAACAUUCAAUCACAAACAUUCUCCAAUUAAAAUUCAUUGCUUACCCCGCAAGUGCUGCCCUGUGUAGAAAGCAUGUCACUUUGAAGUGCUGACUGUUGUGUAUGGGAAUCUGGACUGAAUGUAAUCAUUGCUAAUAUAAAGAUUUAUCAGCUUUACUGAACUCAUCCACACUGGUUGGAUGUCUAACGAUGCUCAUUAAUGCUCCCCAAACCCUAUCCUGGCCCUGUGUAAAACUGGAAUGGAUUCUCUGGCAAUGCUCUAUCUAUGUUUGCAGUGUUGUUGUAAUCGUGUCGGUCCCAGUAUAUUAGAGAGACAAGGUGGGUGAGGUAAUAUCUUUUAUUGGACCAACUUCUGUUGGUGAGAGACAAAAGCUUUUGAGCUUACACAGAGCUCAUCUUCAGGUCAUGCUCUUUCUAUUUCUAUCCCUUUGGUACGUAAGCAGUGGUCUUCAGUCAAUACCGGACUCAGAAAGGGUAUUUUCAGGACCUAGCAGUAGCGAUAUUGUUUAAAUAAGGCCAAUAUUUGUAGCACUGUGGAGGCCCUGUGCAGCAGGCAGUUGGCCAGUUUCUAACCUGCUUUAACCUCUGUGGAGCCAGCCUCCACUCACACUUCUGUGGGUGCUGUAGGAGGCUGUGGUGGUCUGUAAAGUGCUAAUGCUGCACUGAAAAUCAGCACUUCAAAGGUAAUAAUGUUGCACAUUGGGUAACCUUGGAGAUGCAUUUGGCCCAACAUGCAAGGCAUGUUGUGUAGCAACCAACUAGCCAAUAACUAGCCUUAUUGAACUAUAAGGAGGAAAAAAAAUUCAGACUCAUUUCCAGGGGAGUCUGAUAUGCACAUCCUAGUGUAGAACAUAUUCAUAUUCAGUAUUUAAUUUUUUUAAAUUGCAUAUCUGAUCAUUCUUGUGCACGCUUUUCUGAGAAACUGAAGCUAGCCCUGAGAGGCACCAAAUGGCAUCAUUCUCAGUACUACAGCAAGCAAUGAUCCCACAAAGUGCUGAUUGUGAGACCAAGCCCUAAAUGCUAAAUCCGUGUGAUUGAUAAAUUCCAGAAAGUCUGUGAAUUCUUUGUCAUUUUAUUGGCCACUUCAAAGGCUAAUUCCUAAAUUGUCACUGAUUCUUCUGCUUAAGACAAAAAGUAGUAAGAUAUUUUACAUAUAUAUCAGAAGCUCUUCAAAACUGCCUAACUGUAAAGUUAGGUUACUUUGGAUCUGUUUUGCAAAAGGAGAAACCUUUGUUUCCUCUUUCAAAAAUGUUUUUUGACUACUGCAUUUGAUCACACAAAUGGACAUUUUUCCCUGUCCCCUUAGGAAUUUUCACACAGAAGUAUCCGGUCACUCAUGCUGUCACCUGAUAUAUGCAUGCAGAUCCCUCAUUCAAACAAAUAAAUGCCAGUUAUGUUCAGGCAACGGGUGUAUUUUAGGGGAUGCAGCUUAAGCACCAAUAUUUAAAAUUUUUGCCCAUCAUGUUUUAAAGCAUAUUCUCUUAAAUAAAAGCAAGAGAGAAAUACACAGGUUGGCUAAGGUUUUCAAAUACUAAUAAAGGAUGUGGAUGCAUCCAAAUUCUGUAAGUGGCUCCAAAAGUUCCAGCUGUUCUAUACAGUGAAGUAUGCAAGGGGCUAUGAUCAGAGAUGAGGUUCACAGUACUACUGUUCCUUUUACAGCAGCAAUCUUUUUAAUUUAAAACUGAUGAAAAAUUAAAUAAAAUGCGGUGUUUUCUUUGGCUAAAUUGUGUAAAUUUUGUCCUUUCACUGCAUGCAAACGCACUGCAGAUUAUCUCACGUUUUACAAUUUAAAUGGGUUGCUUAUUGUCAUGUCCUGAGAAAUGUGCAGCUGCUGUAGAGUGACCUGUAUGAACGUGCUUCUAGUGUAUUAAACCCGUAGAGCCUGAUUCUCAGUUACACUAAGGGGCCAUAAUGUCCCUGAGAAUUCAGGCCUUUGUUCCUAGCACUUCAGCAGUGCUUCAUAGACAGUAUGUGAUCAAAUGGUUCACAGCCACUGUGCUGCAGCCAUUAGUUUACACAGACAGAACCUGCUAGCAACCAGCUCCUUUCACCCACCUCUCCUCUUCAUACAGGUCCAUGUGUCUGCCCCACCCUUACACCAGCUGUCAUGAGGGUCCUCUCCUAGGCCAGCUGGCCUGACUCCCUGGUACCACUCAACUCUCCAGACGCGUCCUUAGUGCUGCUUGCUUCACUACUGCCUGCCUGCUUCUCCUGCUCCUGCAGCACCAGCAUCUACUGUCUGCCACUACCUCUCUGCUCUGGCUGUAUGCUCCUGCUCCUAGACUCACCCUCCUCCAUCACUUCAGCCCUGACACAGCCAAUCAUCACCCACCUGACCACCCCGCACCCACUCUAUGCCAACUAGCCUCCCUCCUACUGCUAUUUCCUCCCCACCUCCCAAGGAAACCAGAAGUUAACUGGCUGGAACAGGUUACUCUCUAUUAUGAAGAGCUGCCUCGUUAGAUGUUGUUUCUUCAAAUGGGUUUCUGCAGUGGAAGCAAAGUAAGUGGACAGGCGGCUUGCUGCUGAGAGUUUGGUUGCAAAGAGGGGAGACGUUAAGGGAAAGCCUAUCUUGAAUAUGGGUCAGGCAGGAGCUUUGGCACAGAAGAACUGUUUUGAAUGUGUAGCUGUGACAGUGAAACUUGUGAGAACUUACUGGAGCAGCGUUUUCAAGGAAAAGCUGCUUUGAAACUCAUGUAAAGAAACAAUAACUGAUUAGACAACUCUUUAUAAAACCAUAUAAUCUCUUACACUGCAUCACAGCAAGCAUGAAGGAAUAAAACAAUCACUAAUAAACUCUACUGAGCCUGUAGGAAAAACAUUAACUCUGUUAAAAAGAGAACCCAAACUCUUGUCAGCUAGAACUGGGCAAAUUAUUCAUUUUGAAUACAAUUUCUUUGCAAAUUUAUCCUUUUCUUCUGUUUGCAAAUUAUUCCUGUGCUGACCCUAAUUUCUAUCUCUUUAUUCAUUAUUCAUAUGUAUUUCUCAAGUAGUUUAGGCAAACAAAUUUCAGCCUAUCAGAUAUUCAUGAGCAGUCUGCUAGGACUGGUCACUUAAGUCACAUGGUAUCAUUUCUGCUCCCUGAUUGGAUGACUGAAACUUUUUAAACAGGAGGAGAAUAGAUGAUGAAAAAACCAUGCUUCUAAUGUUCUGAUGAAUGUACCCAAACUGUGGUCACUAGUUGGGAGUAGCACUGCCAACCAUCCCAGUCUCGCCAUGAAUCUCCCAGAAUCAGGCUCUAUCUCCUGGAAGCUAAGGAAGCCAAACCAGGAGAUUUUAGGUGCUAAAUGUCCGGCGGCACAGGGGGCUAAGGCCGGCUCCCUGCCUCCCUUGACCCCGCACCGCUCCCAGAAGCAGCCGGCACGUUCCUGCAGGCCCUGGUGGGGGACAGGGGGGUCUCGGCAUGCUGCCCCCAUCCCAAAUGCCUACUUUGCAAUUCCCAUUGGCCAGGAA
Dermochelys coriacea (leatherback sea turtle) is the source of this 4415-nucleotide messenger RNA. RefSeq names its product transmembrane 4 L6 family member 1-like. Gene Ontology annotation, cellular component: membrane. Lineage: Eukaryota; Metazoa; Chordata; Testudines; Dermochelyidae. Bases 95 to 685 code for a protein of 196 amino acids. The transcript has 6 exons. The record is from RefSeq and is a predicted model, not a curated record.